This is a messenger RNA of Dermacentor silvarum, 16589 nucleotides long. RefSeq names its product protein Jumonji (gene Jarid2). NCBI's taxonomy places the organism in Eukaryota, Metazoa, Arthropoda, Arachnida, Ixodida, Ixodidae. The transcript is spliced from 21 exons. Bases 456 to 6050 code for a protein of 1864 amino acids. Gene Ontology annotation, molecular function: DNA binding; histone demethylase activity. The record is from RefSeq and is a predicted model, not a curated record. Gene Ontology annotation, biological process: chromatin remodeling. Gene Ontology annotation, cellular component: nucleus.
GUUAACCAAUGCAGGCACCAUGUCGCGCGUGCUGUGCGAUGGCUGUGCGUGAAGUUGUUUUGUUCCAGUGGCUACUGUGUUUUUCUCGGUGAAGUGUUUCACUGUCGAAUUUUAAGUGAUCUUGAAACGGCAGCAAUGUGUAAGGAAUGAUAUUGAUCGAAGUGCUUGUAACAAUCACCGAGACAGUUUGAUGUGGACGACCGCCUUUCCCUGGGUCGGUGCGUGCGCGCGUUUUGCACUGGAAAUGCCGCCUGGUACCGCGUCGGUAAAACGCGUUCGUGGGUAAUGCUGGACAGUUUUGCUGUUGCUACCGUGACUCAGGAGCAUAUGAUUCAGCCCUGCCGAUCUUUGGCUGUGAAAUGUUGCGCGCAAAACGUCAUAACUCCUUGUGAGUAGCGACGGACAAAACGAGUUGGUUCUGGUUGGAACAAUGAAGUGAAUGUGAAAGGUGAAAUAUGAAGUCCGCUUUCAAAGAACGGCAGCUGUCCGAUUACUCGGCAACAUCGCAGCGACCUAAGCGUAAUGCUUCUACAAAAGGACUGGGAUGCAGCAAUGGUCUUCACUGGAUGGAAGAGAAGCAGCUGAAGAAGGCGCUGUAUGCUUCACUCAAUGAAACCAAAAAAGCUCGGUUGCUGGAUGAGAAUACAUCAGAAGAUAGCCGGGAGCAGACGCCCAAAACUUCCACAAGCGCAGUUGUCACAAAAAAGGCAACUGACACCGAUUCUAAAAGGAUAAAGGUACAUGCUCAACGCAAGUUUGCUCAGGGUUCCAACCCAAGCAGUCCCAUGCCAACGCCAGUCAAGUUUCUGCCACCAUGUCGUGACUCUAGAGAGACAGUGAGCCAACCUUCAACACUGCUGCCUUGCAAGCGGAGACCGAAAACAGAAGACUUCCUUACAUUCCUUUGCCUUAGAGGCACAAGUGCUCUUCCACCCGCACUCGACUUUAUGAGUGGCACAGCUUUUCCUGGUUCAUCGUCCUCUUCGGAUCGAAGUAGCAGUCCUGACCUUGAUGCUCCAUUGACGUCAACCAGUGCUGAGAUUAAAGACAGGGGAGCCAAUGCAAAUGCACAUGGGGGAACUACUACUGCUGAGCUGCGAAGUCUGGCACAGCGCACUUCUGCACGUGUGUCGAAACAGGACCGACGACCCUUGAGGCUCGAUAAUGGGGAAGAAAAGCAAGGGGCCGAGCAUAGAGCCAGCCGGUCUGCUACAGUGAAGAAAGUAGACAAGAGGAAGGUUGCACCUGAAAAAUUGAAGGAAACGUACAAAGCUGGCAGCAUUUCAAGGAGUCAUGGCAAGCCAAGUGCAAACUUGACAGCACUGCAAGAAAAGUACAAACAACGGAGGAUUGCACAGCGGUCUGCACCAUCUAGAAAGCCAUCAGCUUUGAGUCUUGGAGGAGGACAUGCUCUCAGGUCGCAAGCCACCCAUGAAGCAUCUCACUCGGGUUCAAAAGGAGCAGUAAAAACUUCAUGCGUGAAGCCAAGGGAACAGUCAACCAGUGUGUCAUUAAGUCGACACACUAUGCCAUCGAAAGAUGAGGAUAUGGCUGCUAAGAGCCGAUUGGUGCUCAAAAGGCAGCUGAGUGUCCAGCUGACGCGCCUUCACCCACGCAUUGCAGCAGGCCUACGAUUGCCCAUCGUGGCCAAUACAGGAACUGGUGUUGUUACACGUAGGCGCUCUGUUGGGAUUACACCACAUUUACGCAAAGCCAAAAUGGUUCCACCAAUUGUAGACUAUGAAUCGGAGAGCGAAAAAGACCUGUCCCCAUUGUCCCCUCCAGGGUCCCCUGUCAUCACUGUUCAGCCAAGGUUACGAGCUACAGGAAGUAAGACUCUUAACACAUCACAGAAGCCAAAGGGCAAAGUUUCUGCUUCAGCAUCAACAUCUAAGAAGAAGCCAACAACUUCUGUUAUUGCUAGGAAGCUGCUUAGUCGUGCCACAACAAGAAUGCAACCUUCAUCAAAAGCUCGCAAGGCUACCAGAUGUGCAAUGUUCAGACGCAAAACACGUAGCCUUGGUCCUGUAAAGGAAUAUCCGCUUGUUCUGCCCCUACCAACCAAACGUGGAGCAGGUCGCUUUGGUGGUACAGUUUUAAAAAAUAAAGUGGAUGAUCUUGCUGCCAGGUUUGCUAAAUCAAAAGCUGCUUUGGCAAAGUGCAGUGAGUUAGUGCCAGUCUCAGCUAGAGCGAGCUCAGUAGCAGUGGAGCAGAAGAUUAAAAAGGGCACCUUAUUCAGGCAAAAUGACAGCAUGGUAAAACGAUCCUCUCGUAGGAGCUCAAGUGAGUGUUUGAAGGAUACACGAAGCUUGAGACAGAGGAGUGAGGCUUCUGCUGCACAGUGUGCACGUCAAACUCGUAAAGCAGCUAUUGAAGUGUCUGAAGAAGCACAGAAGACCACUGUUGCAAAGAGACGUAGAACAGAAGGUAGCACUAGCACCACUGUGUCAAAUCGUGUGUUCUCUGACAGUGAUGAUGAACCUCUUAUCAGAAUGGCUGGGCGCCUGUCUGAGAAGAAAGCUGGGUUGGCAGAUAAGGCAACAGAAGAAGAUUCUAAUUCACAGCAGAAUAAAUCUGGUUCUGCUCAAAGAUAUGGAGUUUUGUGCUUGCCAGCUCCUGGAAUGCUUUCACGCAGAAAAGCAGCAUCUGCAAAAAACAAGAGCAAGCCCCCUGAAGUUGAUAAAUCAAAAUUGUUCAAGACAACCCUGUCAUCUGAGCGUUUUUCAGAGCCAUCGCCGUCAUCUCUGUCAGAAACCAUUGCAGAUGCUGCAGGAGACCCUCUUGAUACUAGAGCACACUUUGACGAUCUGGAAUCAAUGUCGGGAGGUGUGGAGGCCUUAGAUGCCCUUGCAGGUGAAAUCUCUCAGGUUAUGUCAUGUCGCUUGAGUUUUGGUAGUGCACAGGAAAUUCAGAGUUUAAUGACAAGUGAGUUCUCUGGUGCUUUUGACGAAAAUGUUACCGGUGCCAUGCUUCUUAGCACUCAAGAUGGUCGGUCAGCAUCUUUUGAAGGAGGUUUGAAUCUUCUGAAACGGGAUGAUACACCAUCUAAAAUUGAUGCGUCGACAAACACGAGUGAUGAAGGAAUGGCUCUGCUUGCAGCCUCAACACCUGAGGAAGUUGUCAUGACGCCAGAGGAGGUGUCUGUUGCAACACAGACGGGCAUAUGUAACCCAGACAGGAUAAGCAAUGAUGCAGGUCUUCAGGCACUGCCACCAACUGCAAGGAGGCUCUCCUUUACUACUUCAGAAUCAAACAGUGUAGCAGCCGAAGAACUCGGCCCUGAAAUAGAGAAGUCAUUGCCUGCAUCACCAAAAUCAAAACCUGCAUCACCAGUGCAAAAGCUUGCACCUCCUCUAAAUUGCUCGACAGUGCUAGAUACAAGAGCAGACCAUACAAGUGGAGACCCAGCAUUAGAAGUCGAUGCGAGCACCAGUUCUAUGCAAACUCAUACUUCCUUAUCUAUCCAUGCUCCCAGUUCUAAGUUGGGAGUGGCAAAGGCUGUGCCUGAAAUGAAAGGGUGUCAUAUAUCUGGUGCAGCCAAGAGGACCACAGUUGAUGCGCCAGUGCAAAGGCAUGGCUCACUCAAUCCAACACUUGGAUCACGGGCAAGCGUUGCAAGAGCAAGUGUUGCAAGAGCAAGUGCUGCAAGGGCAACUGUUGCAAGGACAAGUUUUGUGAGAGCAAGUGUUGCAAAGGCAAGUGCUGCACGAGCAAGUGCUGCACGAGCAAGGGUGGCAAGGUCAAGUGUUGCAACGGCAAGAGCUGUGAGAGCUAGUGCUGUGAGGUCCAGUGUUGCAAGAGCAAGCGUCAGGGCAAAUAUCAUGAGUGAUGCAAGGACAAGUGAUACAAAGGCAAGCAAUUUGAGGGCAAGUGAUGUGGAAGCAACUGAUGUGAGGACAAGCAGUGUGAGAGCAAGUGAUGCAAGGGCUGGCGAUGUGAGUGGAGGUGAUCGAAGGAUGGGCAUUGCAAGGGCUCCCAAACAUUGUUCUGCCAAAAUGGCAUUCACUUUUACUAAAUCGGGACCUUCUAAGAGAGGCAAAGCAGCCUCAGACGAGACCAGGAGGGCCAAACUAACACCCUUGGACAGCAAGAAAUUUCCAAGUGUGAUUGACCCAGCGUGCCUUGUGGCUGCUCCUACAUACAGGCCCACAGCAGAUGAAAUGCGGGAUCCUAUUAGCUACAUUACCAAGAUAAGACCAGAAGCAGAGAAGUUUGGCAUCUGUAAAAUUGUCUUGCCACCCUCUUUCCAGCCUGAAUGCAAGGUGUUCGAUGACAUGAGAUUUACAGCUUACAAUCAGUACAUUCACAAAAUGCUUUCAAGGUGGGGCCCAAAUGUGCAACACAUGGCAUGCAUCAAGCGCUGUUUCACUAACCAGGGUAUCACUGAUGACCAGCCACCUUUGAUUGGUGGCAUAGAACUGGACCUCUCUCAUCUGUACCACACGGUUCAGAACUUUGGUGGUAUACAGCAGGUGAUGGAAAAAAAGAAAUGGCACAGGGUAGCUGAUGCCAUGCAUAUACCCAAAGCUGCACAAGACAGAGUGUCAAAAGUGGAUGACGCCUAUUGCAAGUUUGUCCUUCCUUAUGACCUCUUGUCGGCCGAUGAGAAAAAGACGAUUGAACGGCAAGUGUUGGCAGACAGGGAGCGUCAAAUGGCUGCUGACAGUGAACCCUCGUCCACAUCAGCAGAUGAAGAAGAGGAGGAGGAAUUCAGUAAUGAGUGUGUUGCAAAGGUAUCGAGGCACUUUGCCAGUCGUGCUUCGCACGGACGCAUGAGGCAACCGCCAGCAUGGACGGACCAAAGCAACACACGCAAGGGCCGCAACAUGUCGUUAAGUGUGUUCUCCAGAGUAGCUCGCAACACAAUGUCAAUGUGGUAUAAGCAUGAGCCUUCAACAGAGGAAGUAGAGAAAGAUUACUGGAACCUGGUAAUAGACCAGCGGCGGCAUGUCUGUGUCCAUGCAGGAAAUAUUGACAGCAGUGUUCAUGGCAGCGGCUUCCCAACUAAUCGGCUUGUCCAAUUUGCCAAGAAGAGGAAAUACACAACCACAAGCAGGCAUCCAUGGAAUCUGAAGGUGCUCACCAACAACCCAGGAACUGUUCUACGCUGCAUGGGACCUGUGUCAGGUGUGACAAUUCCAACUUUGCACCUUAGUAUGCUGUACACAACUGGCUGCUGGUACAGGGACCCUCACUGCUUACCAUGGGUUGAGUACCUUCACACCGGUGCAAACAAGAUCUGGUACAGUGUUCCUGCGCAUAGUUCGGACCGGUUUCGUGCAGCAAUGAAAGAGAUAAUGCCGCAGGUUUGCAAGGACAGUGUUAUCUGGCUGCCUUCAGACUGUGCCAUGGUGCCUCCUCCUCAACUUGUGGAACAUGGCUGCCCCUUGAGCCGUUUGGUCCAGGAGAAGGGGCAGUUUGUGGUCAUUUUUCCAGGAGCCUUCACCUCCACCAUUGCAUGUGGCUACUCUGUGUCUGAGUCUGUCUAUUUUGCCACCCAAGACUGGUUACUCCAGGCAGCAGAAUGUUUCGAGCAUAUGAAAGCGAGCUGUGAACCACCGACAUUCUCCUUUGAGAAAUUGAUCUUGGGAAUUGCAACUGAACUUCGAGAGACCCUAGAGACCUGUCGUUGGACCCUUCCACUGCUUCGAAAAAUGUGUGAAAAUGAACAAAGGUAUCGUACCCAGCUUGUGGAGAUGGGUCUGAAGACAUUUGAGCGCCUUCGCUUUGACGAAGCAGCAGACCCAAGGAAAGCAAAGCGGCCAAGGCUACGACCUGACAAUCACGAGUGUGACUUCUGCCGCAUCAGUUGUCAUGUCUCCAUGGUCGUGAGCAUGCAAGAUGACAUCCUGUACUGCCUAGAGCAUGCUGUGCAUUGCCUGCAGAGGAAAAACAUGAAGUCUUGGAAACUUCUUUAUACCUAUGACAUGGAUGAGCUGAGGUCCAUCCUGCGGAAGCUUGAGCAGCAUGUAGAGUCCCAGGACACUUCUCAAACGAAGGUGGACUCUGAAUCGUCUCCACUGAAGAAAAAAAUUGCCAAGAAGAAAUGAACAUGAAGAAAUCAUCAGUCAACACUGGAUAGUUCAUGGUGUAUAUUCUGUCCGAUAUAUAGUAGUUUAAAAAAGAGGUGUAUUAACACUGAAGUGUUACUAGAUAUCAUAGAGACAGUGGUUGUGUUCUGUGUUAAGAGCGGGGGCGGCACCAGUAUUUUUCAUUUGCGGGUUGUGGGGGAGUGAGCAUGAUUCUCUAUUUACGUUGGGGGUGUAGCGGGGCAUAGCACUCUGUCACUUGGCACUCCAUGGUUGUAGGAGGGGGGGGCGAUGAGAGGAAGGAAGAAAGAGGAUGUUAAGGUGGUCGGUUGCUCCCCUUCUUAGCACUGCCCCUGGUUUAAAGCUGAUUGCUGCAUGGCGCACAAAAGUGUCCAUUUUGUUUUACAUGCAGAGUAGUGGGUAGACAUUAUUGCUCUUUUGUCUGCUUCACUGGUUGUCUGAGCUCUAUGUCAGCUAAUAAUAGAGCCAAACCUUUCAAGUGAAACUGAGAGUACACGAAGCACAGGACUGUGAUAUAGCUGUGUUGAUAAGGUUGCCUUUAAGCUCAAGGUGACAUGGUAUGUAUAUGUACAACUGUAGUAAAUUACUUUUUGCAAAUUUCAUGCCUCCUGAUCUUCAUGAAGUUACAUGUUACUGCAGCUGGGUCAUAGCAUCAUGCUUCACUUACAUUUUGUUACGUUUAUAUGUCUGAACUUAAUUACUUUGUGGCUCAGUGAGUGUGCUUUCUAAUAUAGUUAUAAUUGUGGCAUCAUUGUUAGAUUCAGGUAACUUUUUAAGGUGUGUCAUGUCAUGGUUACCUGGUGUGCUUCAUUUUACUACUGUAGUAGCAAAGCUACUUUACAUGCUAUUAAAUUUUUUUAAAUGAUUCGAGCACAUAUAGAUGGUACAAGAAUAUGCACAGACAGAGACAGGACAACACCCUUAAAUUGUGUUCGUUCUUUUGUAAUGCCUGUUUGCACUACUGCUGUCAUAAAAAACUGCAAUAGCAAGUGGCCCAGGACCUAAAUGUGGGUUAAUUGUCAGCCUAUCAGCAUUCGUUUAGAAACAGCAGUGUCAAUGCUAGAAGAAAAUAUGGUUUUGGCUUUGGAUGAUGGAAUUUCAUUUCGACUGCCUUCCACUUUGACAGCCCCACAAGCCCCAUCUGUUGAAAAACCUUUUUUUGAGUCAUCCCAUGUGGUUUUAUGAAAGCUCAAAAUAACAUGUCAUUCACUGCUUUGAUAGACUAAAGGGAAACCCUUUAUCAGGCUAAACUGGUAGAUUGCAGAAGUAAUUGAUUGUACGAACUUUGUGCGCAAGCUGCUUCACUGAUAAUGUUAAUAUGACAUUGGUGUGAUGUUGGGGGUGUUACAUACAUGAUUAUAUUUUCAUGUAUUUGCUCUAUCUUUGCAUAAGUGGCCACAAAAGUUGCUGAGAUGCAUUUUUUUCAUUUGUGAAUGCAUUGUAAUAAUUAACAUUUAACUAGCCUCUGUACACAUAUGCUUUUAUGCCGUUUUCUGGCAUACAAAGCUUCCACUCAGAAAUAGUGACCUAUUCGCUCUUAUAUGUUUGUAGUGGUUGGACACGUGUGACUUGAUAUUUUCUUCUAUGUCCCUUUAAGGGAGCAUAGGGGUUUGAAAGUUGACUUUUUUACUUUUGGACCAAAUUUGGUCAAAGUUGGCAGGCGUGUUUAGUUUCUUUUUAAUCUAGAAAUGAAUUUUUUUCAGGUUCGUUGUUGCAUAAAAUAAUUUUAAGAAAGACUUCCCCAUUGUUUUUAAACAAUUUACAAAUAACGACUGUGCAAAAAUAUACAAAUGGUGUAUGGAUAUAUAUUGAAAAGCAUAGGGCACAGAAUAAUGGAAGCACUUUUAUGAUUGGGUCAUUAUUUUUUAUUUUAUAGCACAAUGAAGGCCAGGGUUUUGAACAUGAACAGGCAUUAUUCACACAUACAAGCUAUUUAAAAAACAAAGUUUAGGCAGAAAUUUUAAAAAUCUUCUCCCGACAUUGUUUUCUCCAAACAUCUGGCUUCAUGCUGCAAUAUAUAUAUAUAUAUAUAUAUAUAUAUAUAUAUUCAUUCUAUCUGCAAUAGGCACUGAGAUAUCAAGGUGGCAGAAUAGCUGGGUGUGCAAAAUUAGUAUUUAGAGAAAGUGUAGAAAAUAAAUGUAAUGUCUAGUUGAGAACAGUCGGAAAUAUGUACAUGUGCGCACAAAACUUUAGUAGGCUCCAGGAGCAUAUGGCAGGCAAAGCCCUGAAACAUGAGCGCCGUGUAAUUGAAUAUGUGCCGUUUUAGCAUCAACACAGGGUAAAAAUUACCUGCUCUGUAUGUUUUAAAAUUGAUAUUACAGCUGAAAUAUUGACAUACAAGAUAAAAAACCUGGCAGAUAAAGAGAAUCACUGAAGUACGGCCUGAAAAUGUCAUUUUCCAAAAAUUGAUGUUUUGAUGCCUAAUGACCCCAUCCUACCUUAAAGGGGCCCUGAAACACUUCUCAAACGUCACAUAAAACAUUGCCAAUCUGUUAACAAGGCUCCUGUGAAUAUGUGAGCCAAAUAUUAUUGCACUGCAGGCUACAGCAGGGAAUUUACAAUCUCAUGCCAAAAGCAGUGAACAGUCUCUUGCUCUUGCAUCCGCAAUGUCGUCAUCAAAAGCAGUUUGCCAACCAACGCUGUUGGCUGAUUUCAUGAUGGUGAGAACAUUCUCAGUAAUACAUAAUGCUAAUUUUGAGUUAAAUAAAUGAAAAUAUAUGCGUGUCUAAAAGACGAGAAAAUAAUUUUAUUUUUGCACUGCGCGCAGCGUAGUCUACUGUGGCCACCACGGACUGCUGUGACGAGCCCUUUCGCCACUGCAGCUUCCAGCACGCUAGCGGAGACUAAAAGAGAGAGAAAGCCGGGUAUCGGUUUGAUAACUCCACUUAUAGUUGAAAGAUUCGAAAACAUUUUUCUGGCAGGAGAUUCAUGGGACAACGUACUUUAAUAGUGAAGCCAUUCUAUGAUUAGUUAGAAAAGUGUUUCAGGGCCUCUUUAAAGUUCAUCGUCCAUACACAUAUUUGCUAUAGCAUUGUUUGCAUCUGAUUGCUGUUGCCGGUUUCCACUAAACAAUGCGGGAUUGAGCUGGAAGUUUUGUCUUGUUGUCCCAUUUGUUCGGUCGCAUAUUGCGUGACUGUCCUUAGUAUGAUGCACAUAGACAAUCACUCUCCAACACAUUAGCAUGAUUGGACAACUGGAUUUUGAGUGCUGACAUGAUAUUGGAACACCAACCUCAACAUUUAUCAGCGCAAAAGGCUCUGAAGGUGCUAUUGUGUUUUUAAGGUCAGCUGGCUUGUGUGAUCGCAUUUGACCUCAUGACAUUUGCUUAGUGUGUGCAUGUUUUCAGGUAACCUCUCAUUUCUAUUCCAUCUUCCCCUGUGCAGUAUAGCCAAUAGGGCACUUUUACCUUCCUCUCUCCAUUUUCUUGACUAAUAUAGUAUAAUAUCUAUGCUUGCAAGGACAGCUGUAGCCCCAUGCAGGUGCUUUUUCUUGUAGAUAAGGGGUAGACUACAGAAAAUAAUUGCCUUUUGAGGGCUUUCUCUGAGCAAAGGGUAAGAGGUAUUUUUUGACUGCAGUAUUAUGCUCUGCAGCGUCAUUGCUUGUGAAGGUGUGAAGCAGAUUUAGCACCAUGGAUUCUUUAAUCGUUGUCAGACACUUUUUUGUGGGCACAUAUCGUCUAGCAAGAUAAACUUGUGUGAGAAGCUCACCACUUUAAUAUAAUAUGAUUGAUAUUUCAAAUUUCCUGUAUAAAGGAGCAAAAUUAAGAGCACAAAUCGUGAAGUAUUGCCGCUGUCACUAUUUAUUGGAAUAGUAAGGACUGACGAAAGGCGGCUUGUCACUUGUCAUAGAGGAGACCCAAGCUCUCCUUUUGAUGCAUUUGUAAUGAAGCUAAGGAACAUGUUAUUCUUAACCAGAUCACUGAGGUAAAAGGCAGCUGUAGCAGUUGUGGUAUUAAGCUUUCGAAUUUCAGGCCUAACCAUCGUGCCUGGGCAGAAGCUUCAUAUCUAAGAUUUGAAAUGCCCCUUGUCUAUAUUUUAUGCUCAUGGUGCACACAACUAUUGCCAAGCUGCUCUGUAAAUAGCAUGUUCAUGUUGAAUUUUACAGUACUUGGAGUUGUGUAAAUAAUCCUGUUGAACUGCAUGCUAGCUGACUUUUCAUGUAGAUAUGUAUUUUAAAUGUUUGUUAUUAUAAAAAAUGAAAUUGUGCCCUUGCAACCUAUAAGCCCACACAAGCAUAAGGACUCCAAAGGUGUGGAUUUUAACCUCUUUCACCUUAUGCUUUUACAUUCACCCCAACCCCAUUUUUUCUUUUGACUCGCUUAAUACAGAAAGUAGAGUCCACUGAUACACAGCAAAACAGUGUUAAACGGUGACCACCACACAGUUUUAAUGUUUGAGGGAACAUUUAGUGUUGAGGAGGCUUGCCAAAAUGUGCCACCAGUCAUAAUACCUGCCGACAGCUGCUUAAUAUGCGCACAUUUCUUUGCUUUCAACUUUUAGAAGAAUAAAUGAAAAACUAAAAAAACUUCAGAAGCAUUGGUUUAAUUACCGUAUUUUCGCGUGUAUAACCCGCCCUUGCAUAUAACCCGCAUCCCUAACUUUGAACUCUACGAAAAAGGAAAAAAAUAACCUCGCGUAUAACCCGCACGCUUAUCCGAAAAAAUGAGGGCUAAGAAGUUACAACUACGGCCAGUCAUCAUUUCGUUUUCAAAACAAAUUUAUUUCAAAACGACCGCCACAACGUUGUCAGUGCUGUCGUCCGAUUCACUGCUGCCAUCCGAGGCUUCAUCGCCCUCUCUCAAAGAUACAAUUUUCGUCGGAACCAUCUCGCAGCAGCUCUGUUGCCGAUUUCUUCAGCAGCGGCUACGAUCUUCAGUUUCUCUUUCACUGUGAAAAACUGCCGCCGAGCCACACUCAUGAUGCCUAAACAAGACUGGCCAACUGUGCAAACUGGGAGUACAAGAAACGGCACCUGACUCAUGCGAAAAGCGUCUAACCAGACUAUGGAUGUGUUUACCUGUGUUGGCCUCUUAUUGGCUUAACACACGUCGAUGUCGAUAGACAUGCGGACUCUACACGGCAGGCUGCAUGUUGCUGUGAAGCCGAACCCCACCCCCUCCCUUCGCGAAUAUUCGCAUAUAACCCGCACCCCCACUUUUUAAGCAAUUUUUUUCUAUUUUUGGUGUGGGUUAUGGAACUACGGUAAUAUGGUACAGAUGGAAAAUACGGUAAUUAUGGAACAGUAGCAGCAGUUUUUUCGUGAAGAUAGAAAUGUUUUGCAUUUUCAUCUGUAAUAGUUCAUUGUUUCAGUGUUUAUAUCAUAUGAAAAUCAACUUUGUUAAGAUUGUAAUACCAGUCGCUUCUACAUUGCACACUCUAAAGAUUUUUUCUUUCUCAACAUUUUUUUUACUCUACAUAGUCAAUCAACAUUGUGCAUGUAAUUACAUGCAUUAUAUUUAAGACAUUGUCACCACGAGUCAUAAUUUUGCAUUGCAUUCCACUUGUUCAAACUGAAUCCAUGACAUUUUCUUUCUUUUACUUUUUCUGUGUGCAGCUUCUUUUUACAUGCACAUUUUUGUAUGUUAUCACUGCAGAUAAUUUAUCACCUGAUGAUCUGACUAUGAUUCACUGAACUGUCAUUCCAAUAUUAACUUUCUUGUCAUAAUUUUAAGAGACAUGAUUGUCAGGGACCUGUUGUGAACCUACGUAUUUUAAAUUUUGUAUAAAAUUUUUACAACUGCCACAUUUUGUUCUUUUUUUUUUUUUGUAGCUGCAAGUCUUUACUGCAAAGAAAAGUGGCCUCUUUUCUAUCUUUCUUUUCUUUUUUUUUUUGUUUCAUUUGUACAUAGGAAGGAUGGAUUGCUGUGGUGAAUACAGUAUUGACCACUUGAUUUUUUUUUUUUUUCAUUUGUGUGUGUGUGUGUGCGUGUGUGUGUGUGCACGCACGCGCGCGUGGAGAUUUUUUCAACGAUCUGUGUGUAAUGUGGCUAUUGUUUGCCUUGCAUCAUUUGUAAUAGACAUGCAUGAUUAACACUCAGAUGUUCGCAUAUUCCUCUUUUUGCUUGGACGUUAUUUAUGCACAAAAAUUCUUUGGCCUCAAGGCAUACGAGCCUCCUUUGAAAAUAAAAAAAAAAAAGGCAAGGGGCACGAAAAACAAAAUUGAUGUGAUAGUAAUGCAGUUUGACCAUGGGGAAGUUUGGCCUGUGAUCAGCAUUAGUAAAAGCAUCAGGCCGUGGCUUACUUGCUCUAACAGUGUACAAUCGCUUUACUCAUCAAGUUGAUCCUGUCAUGCAGUUCUUUUUACGAUAUUCGAUUGUCUUCCACAUCAUUCUGUCACAGAAUAAUUGAUCCUGAUACAUAUUGAGCUGUGAGAAAAUGCAGGGCAACACAUGCAGAAACAGCAAUCGGGUACUGAUCCUCUGCAAUUUGUUUGGAAAUCAAAACAUAUUUCAUAUUAGUAUGCAUGUGUGGCCAUGAGGAGACAAGAUGUGAGAAUCAGAUUAUUGUUUUUGUCCAACAUAUUUAUAGAAAGUGAGGCCUCCUUUUCACAUUGUAAACAUGUCUGCAAACACUUGGGCUUCCUAAAUCGUUAAUGCUUCCCAGAAUGUGCUGUGUAAUAUGAAGUGUGGCCAAAUUGUAAACUCUGCCAUAGCACAAGAAAUGUACCGUAUUUUCGCGCAUAUAACCCGCCCUUGCAUAUAACCUGUGCCCCUAACUUUGAACUCCAUGAAAAAGAAAAAAAUAACCUCGCGUAUAACCCGCACGCUUAUCCGGAAAAAUGACGUAUAGGAAGUUACAACUACGCGCAGCCAUCAUUUCGUUUUCAAAACAAAUUGAUUUCAAAACGACUGCUGCAACGUUGUCAGCACUGUCGUCCAAGUCACUGCUGCCAAGGCUUCAUCGCCACUCUCGAAGACGUAAUCGUCUUCGGAACCAUCUUGCAGCAGGUCUGCUGCCGAUUUCUUCAGCAGCGGCUAUGAUCUUCAGUUUCUCUUUCAAUGUGAAGGACUGCCGCCGAGAGACAUUCAUGAUGCCUAAGGCUGGCCAACUCUGCAAACUGGGCGUACACAAAACGGCACCUGACUCGUGCGAAAAGCGUGCGAAAAGCACAGAACACUCAUACCAAAAAGCAUUUUUCUUCCUCCAUGCCGAAAACCAUCUAACCAGACUAUGAAUGUGGAUCAGGCAAUAACCUGUGUUGGCCUCUUAUUGGCUUAACACACGUCGAUGUCAAUAGGUAUGUGGACUCUGCACGGCAGGCUGCGCGUUGCCGUGAAGCCGACCCCCACCCCCUCCCUUCGCGAAUAUUCGCAGAUAACCCGCACCCCCACUUUUUAAGCACUUUUUUUCAAUUUCUGGUGUGGGUUAUACGCGAGAAAAUACACUAAAAUGAGCAUAGAGAAGGUUUCUGCCACUUGUGCACUAGUGAGAGAAACAGUUUGAGAAACAUCUUGGGCGGCACCUCUGGUAUUAGCAAAGAUUGCACUCCAGCUGUUAUAACCUAGAUCACAGCUUUAACACAGCUGUAUUAACAUGCCUAGCUGGGAUGUUGAUACAGCUGUGUGCUAUCCGGUUAUGUUGUUGGUAAGCAGUGCAAACAUAUCUUGCUAAUUAUUUUACCUAACUUUGCACACCAUGUUCUUCAAAUGGACUGAGCACACAGAAUUUUUCACUGAGUAGUGCUUUUGAAUUCCUCUGCAAACUUUGCAUAUUAGUUACCGUGUGUGUCUGGGGCUCAAGGUUACCACAGUAAACAGUGUUGGAGCAUCAACCAAAUUGCAUUGCUGCAUCACCUAUGACUUGAUAAUAUGCUGUUCAGAACAUGUUGGACAUUCGUGGCACGUUUGCUGGAGCUUCAUACAAUGGCUCACAUGCAGUGAUAUCUCUCUCAUUUGGCACGGCGUCACCAAUAUCUUGAUAAUAUGCUGUUCAGAACAUGUUGGACAUUCAUGGCACGUUUGCUGGAGCUUCAUACAAUGGCUCACAUGCAGUGAUAUCUCUCUCAUUUGGCACGGCGUCACCAAUGUCUUGAUAAUAUGCCGUUCAGAACAUUUUGCACAUUCAUGGUGAGUUUGCUGGAGCUUCAUACAAUGGCUCACAUGCAGUGAUAUCUCUCUCAUUUGGCGCUGCAUUCAUACGAGCUCCGAUAUCAUUUAGUGGUUUACUUUAGGGCAAUGAGAACAGCACUUGGUUGGUGCUAAACUGAGCAAGGGGGAAAACACUGUGUAAAUGGGGUCGUGUGAGCUUGAGAACGUAAAAUGAGUAUGUCCAGCACAGUCUUAAAAUUUUCUUGGCAUCUAGGUGAGGCAGCUGUGUAGUUUGCGGUACACUUAGUGUACAUACUUUGUAGACAGUAUGCACAGUAAUGCUUGUUCAGUUGCUUGAACAUCCCACAAACUUUUGUCCCUGUCUCGACUUUACGUUAUAAUGCUUUUCUGCUGUGCGUUUACAGGAGUGAUUUAUUCAAGGCUCAAGGCCCUAGCUAUGAAGGUAUCUUCUGAGCUAGAAAUGUGUUUAUAUCUUUUUCCCUUGACAUUUCUUGCGUAUGAAUGGACUUAUCACGAGCAUUUUUCUUUUCUUCUCUGAGUGUAAAGGGUUCAGUUGUAACAGAAAGCAAAUGUUAAACCUGAUGCAAGGUCAAACAGUGUUCAUUUUUAGCAUUAAGCCACAGUUGAUUUUCUUUUUACCUGGCACAAAAUAGUAUCAUAGUUCUUCGUUCCUCUUGAAUAGUCACGAAGUGCUUUUAAUUACGUACUAUAUGUGAAAACAAUAGUCAGCUAAGGGAGUUUGAUACUGCCAUGCGUAUCUUGCUUAGAGAGGGCUUUGUUCUUGUGAUGUUGAAUAUUGCUGGGAAUAGCAUGCUGCACGUCUAGUAUAUAUUGUCAUUUGUCACAGGAAAACAGAGAUAUGUGUGGUCGCAGCAGUUGUGAAAUGUUGUUAAUGUUUAUUGUAAACGUGCUGGCUAUGUAGUUCGAGGAGGCACAUGAAACUGAUCUUUGAUAUUUGCUUUAAAGUGGGCUGAGUUCACGUAUGUUAUAUUCAGGCUUUCAGUUGCCUGGCAUGACAUCUUGAUCUCUGUGUGUAUGUGGGGGCAAGCAGCAUCAUGUGCUUUGUGUUUUAUGUAAUCGGCUAUGUAGCUAGCAGGUGGUUCUACAAUAACAGGGUACAAGUAAUUUCUGGUUUCUAGAGCCAUCACUGUACAAAGCCAAAGACAGUCAUAACUUCUGCUAGAACUGCAAGGUAGCUCUCACAUAAUGCUAUGUGCUCACAGUAGUGCCUAAAUCUAGUGUGCACAAGCAGAAUAUAUUGGUACCAUUGACCAUGCGAUUCUACACUUUGAAAUGUGCAAAUGAUAGUUUUAGUCUAGACUUGGGAAAUAUGGCAUUUAUUGCUCUUGUUGUGCCCAGUUCUUCCGUAUGGUCACACAUUUGACAUUUUAGACAUUGUGCUUCAAGCUGGAAGUUAUGAUUAUCAUAUUGGAACACCAAUGCUGUUUUCAGAAGUGAAGCUGUUUUUUAAAGAAAGGUGUAAUGCCAUGAAAUUUGCGUAAUUCAAAACAAGUUUUAAAGAUGUGAUGCAAAUGGUCUGAAAACAUCUUGUGCAGAGCUGUAAUGAGUAGCUUGAAUGAAACUUAUGCCAGAAACGCAUUUAAAUGGAAGCUUUUUCACAUUUGUGCUUCAGCCAAACAAGUGAUGAUUUUUCUAUCAACCAGAAUAUAAUGAAACGCUUAACAUGACCCGUUUGAUAAAACCCUAGUUAUACACUUGUGGAGCUUAUUUUCUUCCCCCAAGAUGUGAGCCUGUGUGUGGAAAAGGCAGCAAUGGUGGUACAGUAGCUAUCAAUGGGUGGACUCAUUUAUGUACACAAAAUGUGCAAGUGAUAAAUGCCGCUGAGACUACUACCACCAUGGUAGAUUUGGGCAAGGUUCUUCGUAACACAAGCUAUGCAAGGUCAUUUGACCAUUUCAUAUUGAAGUCUACAAAAAACUGACAUUAGUCAUUUUUAAUGCACAAAAUCCUUUCAUGAUGCACAUCCUUCAUUUCAUUCAAUAAGCUGUUUGCAAUGCAUUGAAAUGAUGAUUUUGCAUGUUUUAUGUGUACUUGAACGUAAAUGUAGCUUUAAUCAUUUACUUAAGAUGUUUGGAAGAGCAACCACACAGUUUUUGCACUGCACCUCAGCAGAUAAACUGCAUGGCAGGCAAUGCUCAUGUUUGGACUUUUGAAGGCAUAGUGCAUUUAAAACAUGAGCCUGGAGAAUAUGUGCAAGGCAGUGGAAUUUCUUCAUCUGCUUUGCAAUAGUACAUGUCUCUACGAGUCAUUGUCAUAGCAUCACGUUGUGGUGUCUCGAUUGGUGAAUUGACUGAAGUAUUAUAAACUGCAGGAAAAUGGCCCCGAAUGUAAGAUGCUAUUGAUGCAAUCCUUAUGUAUCUUGAUGCAGCGUUGAGAAGCUUGAAUGUCAUGUUUUAAGCAGCUAUAGGGUGUGAUGUGGUGUUGAUUCUUGUGUAAAUAUUGGUAUUGAAAUAUAGCAUUUUCUCUUUGGA